GGGUGUUUGUGUUUGGGGGGGGGGAGGCUUGCGGCUAGGCUAGCAAACGGUGCGGCAGGGCUGAUCCCUCAGUGCAUGCUCACUGGAUUGAUUCUUCGCGCCAUCGCCGCUCCCUCGAUCCAUCGAUCGAGCAAAAUAUUUUGACCUGGUCCCAGGAAAUUAGGGUUUGGGGGGAGCGGGCGGCAGUGUCAAUCGUGUUGCGCUCGCGAAUCGGAGAUAGGGUUUGCGAAUUCGGCUGGAGCGAUGACAGUCAUGGCGGCGCCUCUAGAGGAAGAUGAGAGCAUGCUGGUGUCCGGCAAGGUGAACGACAGCAUCGAGGCAAUGGAAGUUGUAGGGCAAACCGAGACGGUGAGCAGUGCAGACAACCAGGUUGUAGAGGACCCGCUGUCUGGAAAGUUUUCGUGGCAAAUCCCAAACUUUUCGAGAAUUACUAUGAGGAAGCACUACUCUGACACCUUCAUCAUCGGGGGGUAUAAGUGGCGUAUCCUUGUCUUCCCCAAAGGAAACAAUGUCGACCAUCUGUCCAUCUACCUCGACGUUGCGGAUUCUGCGACUUUGCCUUACGGCUGGACUAGAUUCGCGCAAUUCAGCCUGGCGGUCAUUAACCAGUUCGAGCAGAAGCUGAGUAUGCGCAAAGAUACUCAGCACCAGUUCAACUCUCGUGAGAGCGACUGGGGUUUUACCUCUUUCAUGUCACUGCACGAACUUUACGACUCGUCUAGAGGAUACCUUGUAAAUGAUACGGUUUGUAUAGAGGCGGAUGUAAAUGUUCGGAAGGUGAUGGAUUACUGGGCUUACGAUUCGAAGAAGGAGACUGGUUUCGUUGGGUUGAAGAAUCAGGGUGCGACCUGCUACAUGAACUCACUACUUCAGACGCUUUACCACAUUCCUUACUUCCGUAAGGCAGUGUACCAUAUGCCCACGACCGAGAACGAUGUUCCCUCAAAUAGCAUUCCACUGGCUUUACAGAGCCUCUUUUACAAGCUGCAAUACAGUGACACGAGUGUGGCUACGAAGGAUUUAACAAAGUCCUUUGGGUGGGAUACGUACGACUCCUUUAUGCAGCACGAUGUCCAGGAGUUGAACCGUGUGCUCUGCGAGAAGUUGGAGGAUAAGAUGAAAGGAACCGCUGUUGAAGGAACGAUUCAACAGCUUUUUGAGGGUCAUCAUAUGAACUACAUCGAAUGCAUCAACGUCGAUUACAAAUCUACGCGGAAAGAGUCAUUUUAUGAUUUGCAAUUGGAUGUCAAGGGCUGCAAGGACGUGUAUGCGUCAUUUGACAAGUAUGUGGAGGUUGAGAAACUUGAGGGGGAUAAUAAGUACCAUGCCGAACAGAAUGGUUUGCAGGAUGCUAAGAAAGGAGUGCUCUUUAUAGAUUUUCCACCUGUUCUCCAGUUACAACUGAAGAGAUUUGAAUAUGAUUUCACUCGCGACACGAUGGUCAAGAUUAAUGAUAGGUACGAGUUUCCUUUGGAGUUGGACUUGGACAGAGAAGACGGGAAGUAUUUGUCCCCUGACGCAGAUAGAAGUGUGCGGAAUCUAUAUACUUUACACAGUGUCCUGGUUCACAGCGGAGGGGUUCACGGAGGACACUAUUAUGCUUUUAUCCGGCCUACACUUUCCGAUCAAUGGUACAAGUUCGACGAUGAACGGGUGACAAAGGAGGAAGUUAAAAGGGCUUUUGAGGAGCAGUAUGGUGGAGAAGAGGAAUUGCCACAGACCAAUCCCGGAUUUAACAACCCUCCUUUCAAAUUUACGAAGUACUCCAAUGCAUACAUGCUUGUAUAUAUCAGAGAGAGCGAUAAGGACAAGGUUAUCUGCAAUGUAGACGUGAAAGAUAUUGCUGAGCACUUGCAGGUGCGCUUGAAGAAAGAGCACGAAGAGAAAGAACGGAAACGGAAGGAGAAAGCCGAGGCUCAUCUGUAUACAGUAAUCAAGGUUGCUCGUGAGGAGGAUUUGAAAACACAGAUUGGCAAGGACAUCUUUUUCGACCUUGUUGAUCAUGAGAAAGUGCGUAGCUUCCGCAUACAGAAGCAGAUGCCGUUUACUCAGUUCAAGGAAGAGGUUGCCAAGGAGUUUAAAGUUCCCGUUCACUGUCAACGAUUCUGGCUGUGGGCUAAGCGGCAAAACCACACCUACCGUCCAAAUCGACCAUUAACUGAGCAGGAAGAGGCACAAAGUGUGGGUCUUUUGAAGGAAGCUUCGAAUAAGGCCCAUAAUGCCGAGCUGAAACUGUUUCUUGAGGAGCGGCCGGAGGUGCCUAGCCUUUUAGUUCUCGAAAAGGCGAAGGAUGAAAUCUUGCUGUUUUUGAAGUUCUAUGACCCGGAACAAACCGAACUACGCUACGUGGGCAAACUUUUCGUGAAACAAGGGGGAAAACCUGCUGAUAUUUUGGAAAAGUUAAACGAGCUGGCUGGAUUCGCGGCAAACACUGAGGUUCAAAUAUUUGAAGAAAUAAAGUUUGAACCAAAUGUGAUGUGCGAACCCGUGGACAAAAAACUUACUUUCAAGGCGAGUCAGCUCGAGGAUGGAGAUAUCCUAUGUUAUCAGAAGGCCCUUUCACCUCAGGAUGAAGGGCGAUUCCGUUAUCCGGAUGUUCCUUCUUUUCUAGAAUAUGUGCGAAACAGACAGGUGGUUCACUUCAGACGACUUGACAGACCUAAAGAGGAUGAGUUUUGCCUGGAACUGUCAAAGCAACAUACUUACGACGACGUUGUUGAGAGAGUGGCUACGAAACUAGAGCUGGAUGAUGCCUCCAAAAUUCGAUUAACAGCACAUAACUGCUAUUCUCAACAGCCGAAGCCACAACCGAUUAAAUACCGGGGUGUAGAACAUCUAAGCGACAUGCUCGUGCAUUACAACCAGAGCUCGGAUAUUCUUUAUUUUGAAACCUUGGACCUACCACUUCCAGAACUGCAAGGUUUGAAGACACUAAAAAUCGCUUUUCAUAAUGCUAGAACUGAAGAGGUGUCUGUACACAACGUACGGCUUCCUAAGAAUAGUACGGUUGGCGAUGUUAUCAAUGAAUUGAAGGGUCUAGUUGAGCUGUCGAAUCCGGAUGCGGAGCUCAGAAUUUUGGAAGUCUUCUAUCACAAGAUUUACAAGAUUUUUCCUGCAAAUGAGAAGAUCGAAAAUAUCAACGACCAAUACUGGACUCUUAGAGCUGAAGAGAUUCCGGAGGAAGAGAAAAAUUUGGGUCCUCAAGACCGAUUGAUCCAUGUCUACCACUACACACGGGAUGCCGUCCAAAACAACAUGGUUCAAAACUUUGGAGAGCCAUUCUUUCUAGCCGUGCGCGAGAACGAGACUCUGGCGGAGGUCAGAGACCGUAUCCAAGCCAAACUACAAGUACCUGACGAUGAAUUCUCCAAGUGGAAGUUUGCUUUCCUUUCGUUGGGGCGGCCGGAUUACCUACACAAUGGUGACAUUGUUGCUAGUCGCUUUCAGAAGCGGGAUGUCUAUGGUGCUUGGGAGCACUACCUGGGUUUGGAGCACUCGGACACAGCACCAAAGCGUUCUCAUCUUGCUAGUCAGAACCGACACGCAUUUGAGAAGCCAGUGAAGAUCUACAAUUGAGAUAGUUUGGGUGGAGCACACAUUUUUGACGUGGGAAGAAAAGGAACUUAAAAAAAAAAAGAGGAAGGCAAAUGGAAUGCCGGGGUCAAGGGCACAGUGGGAUUUAACUUCCAAAGCAAAGCAAAGUUGCGCUUCCACACCUUUCUGUGGGCUCUCUUCUCUUUCGCUCUAUAUUUUUUUCGUUUUCUUUUUUCCUUGGUUAAUUGUUUUUGGGAUGGGGGUUAUGUACAUCUUGUAUUGAGCUCAUGUUUUGAACAAAUAGAUAAUCUCACUCGCGUUUGUUA
Messenger RNA from Selaginella moellendorffii, 3860 nucleotides. Its product is annotated as ubiquitin carboxyl-terminal hydrolase 12. The coding region runs from base 244 to 3576 and encodes 1110 amino acids. Gene Ontology annotation, biological process: protein deubiquitination; regulation of protein stability. Lineage: Eukaryota; Viridiplantae; Streptophyta; Lycopodiopsida; Selaginellales; Selaginellaceae. The transcript has 29 exons. Gene Ontology annotation, cellular component: nucleus; cytosol. Gene Ontology annotation, molecular function: cysteine-type endopeptidase activity; cysteine-type deubiquitinase activity; protein binding. The record is from RefSeq and is a predicted model, not a curated record.